Molecule: messenger RNA, 1130 nt
Organism: Marchantia polymorpha subsp. ruderalis
Lineage: Eukaryota; Viridiplantae; Streptophyta; Marchantiopsida; Marchantiales; Marchantiaceae
Source: the annotation of a GenBank genome assembly
AUUAAUUGCGACGCGGUGUGCCGGAGGGCGACGACACCUCUCGUAUUAUUCUAUAAUCGUAUGCACCCUCGAGGGUAGAGUUCCAGCUUCGCGUACGCAGCGGAUGUUCUUUGGAGAUCCUUCUGCGAGACUGAGUUGCGGGUUUUUCUACAGAAAGGAUUUGGAGAGACGACCAAAUCGCGAGGAUUAGCGAGCCCGUUUUUUGAGCUCCUGACAGUGUAAUCUCUCGACGUUUCAUCGAGGAGCGGAGUUCUUGCGCCCUAUUUCUUUCCGGAGGCAGAGUGAGGACUGAUGGAGAGUCUCCAGGUGAAAUCCCCGCCGAAGCAGCAACCGAAGAAAGCCUUUCCUCUCAGUGCGACGGAGACGACGCAGGCCGAGGAUGCCCGUUCACGCUUGAUGGCCAUCUCGCAGUUCGCCCCUCCGGCUGUGGAUCCCCAGGUGCAGACUCCGAAGGUGCCUUCGAGUAUCGACGCGGAUGAAGACGUUCGUAGCAGAUUGAUGUCUCUGUCGUACGUUAACAUUGAGCAACCGAGUAACUAGUCGUUCUGAUGAUUUUGAAUUGGGAUGUUGAAAUUCACGUUUCGACGGCGAAACGUGCGGAAUUGCACUGCUUGCCAUCAGUCCAGCCUCUGAGUUGUAUAUAGGGCGGUUCGAGGGCGAAGCGACGAGGAGGAGUCUCAUCUCGUGACACCAGGUGAGGAUGACGAUAUUAUACUCUUACGGAACGUUUGAAAAUAUGAGACGUUUGCGGCGGAACAGGCAACAUCCUUCAAGCAAACACCAGAAUUUCUAAUGUUGUUGCCCUCAAGGCCGUUUUAAUUGUGCCAUGCAUUUGCUAAACUUUCUUGUCGCUUGCGGCAGCACCGUGGGAAUCCUGGGCUCCCACUUGCAGUACUUGUCACCGUUCACACGGUUUUUGGUACAUCUUAGCUCAGUCUUAGCUAUCUUGUACAAUCAGUCUCUGAAGGCUAGGUUUCGAGGAGAAUGCAGUUUGUACAUUUCAUUAUCUGCACAGGAAGACUUCAGAGGCCCAGUUAAAGGGUGGAGUGAGCUAUAGUACUUGCUUAUGUAAAAAAAAAGAGCUUUGUACUUCAAAAUAAUCGUAAUCAACAGGUGGUUCUUCAUGACUU